Messenger RNA from Metopolophium dirhodum (rose-grain aphid), 336 nucleotides. RefSeq names its product histone H2B. The record is from RefSeq and is a predicted model, not a curated record. The transcript has 2 exons. Gene Ontology annotation, molecular function: structural constituent of chromatin; DNA binding; protein heterodimerization activity. Gene Ontology annotation, cellular component: nucleosome. NCBI's taxonomy places the organism in Eukaryota, Metazoa, Arthropoda, Insecta, Hemiptera, Aphididae. Bases 1 to 336 code for a protein of 111 amino acids.
AUGACUAAGGCCCAAAAGAACAUCGCCAAGUCCGACAAGAAGCGCAAGCCCAAGAGGAAAGAAUCGUACGCAAUCUACAUCUACAAAGUGUUGAAACAAGUACAUCCCGACACCGGAGUCUCGUCCAAAGCCAUGAGCAUCAUGAACAGCUUCGUCAACGACCUGUUCGAGCGCAUCGCCGCCGAAUCCAGUCGUCUGGCCCACUACAACAAACAUUCGACCAUUACCAGCCGGGAAAUCCAAACUGCCGUUCGACUCUUGUUGCCCGGUGAAUUGGCCAAGCACGCCGUCAGUGAAGGAACCAAGGCUGUGACCAAGUACACCAGCUCCAAAUAA